Messenger RNA from Jaminaea rosea, 2950 nucleotides. Its product is annotated as ANTH-domain-containing protein. Gene Ontology annotation, biological process: clathrin-dependent endocytosis; clathrin coat assembly; vesicle budding from membrane. Gene Ontology annotation, cellular component: clathrin-coated pit; clathrin-coated vesicle. Gene Ontology annotation, molecular function: 1-phosphatidylinositol binding; phosphatidylinositol-4,5-bisphosphate binding; clathrin heavy chain binding. The record is from RefSeq and is a predicted model, not a curated record. Lineage: Eukaryota; Fungi; Basidiomycota; Exobasidiomycetes; Microstromatales. The transcript has 3 exons. Bases 77 to 2779 code for a protein of 900 amino acids.
CGUCGUAGUCGCGGGGACCAUUCCCACUUCCCAAUCCAUCCUUCCACGCAUUGAUACCCAAGGUCGCGACGACAACAUGUCUUCGACGUACAACAAGCUCGUACGCGAUGCUACUAAGCCAAAACCAGGAGCGCCAAAGCCAAAGUACAUCGACCCCAUUCUAGCAGCCAGCUUCAGCCAAGAUGGCUCUCUCGCAGACGUUUGCAAGGCACUCUCAUUACGCCUACGCGAAUCGAGCUCCCUCGUCGUCUUCAAGACGCUCAUCAUCCUGCAUACAAUGAUCCGCAAUGGCGCAGUCGACAAUGUCCUCUCCCAUCUCGCUGCGGAUCAGGCUGGGUUCAGGUUGAAGAACGUCAGUCAAGGAGGCAACUGGCAAGGCUACGAUGCACCGGCAACUCUGCCACCCUACGCAGCUUACCUUGAUGAGCGCAUCCGUACUUUCCGCGAGAUUAAGCACGACGUCAUCCGAUCCGCAGAUGGCUCGCGGUCAGACACGAAUCGUCUGCGCAAGCUCAGGGUUGAAAAGGGCCUGCUGCGAGAGGUCGCCUACGCCCAAAGAGUCCUCUCUCGAGCACUCGACUGCCCCUUCUUUCAAGACAAUCUGGGUGACGACUUGAAUGUCAGCGCCUUCCGCAUGGUGUUGAAGGACAUCCUCGCCCUCUACACCGCCAUCAACGAAGGGGUCAUCAACAUCCUGGAGCAUUACUUUGAAAUGUCGCAUACAGACGCCUCUCGCGCCCUCGAUGUCUACAAUCGCUUCUGUCGGCAUACAGAAAAGGUGGUGGCCUACCUGUCAGCAGCCAGAAAGGCCUCGCACUCCCUCAACAUGACCGUACCGCAGCUCAAACAUGCGCCCGUCAGCUUGGCAGGAGCGCUCAAGGAGUAUCUGGAUGACGCAAACUUUGAGAAGAAUCGCAGCGAGUACAAGGAGAACAAGAGGGUGGCCGACGGGGCAGACGCUUCGGGAUCCAGCUCAUCUGCACCUGUCAGAAAGGUGACAGAGCCGUCCAAGGCUUCCGAGCCAAAGAAAGAGGAGGCCAAAAGCGAGGAGAAGCCUACAGCAGCUCCGGCACCUAAGCCGCCUACCUCAAAUCAAGCCAUCCAAGACUUUUUCAGCACACUCGAGAGCGAGAUGCCCGGCUCGUCAGGCGGGCCAGGAACCAACCCGUAUUCGAUGGCUCCCCAAGCGACAGGAAUGGCCUGGUUCGGCUCGCCCAAUCCGAACAUGUACGGCGGCGGCAUGCAGCCCCAGAUGACGGGCUACAACCCCUUCCUUGCGCCGCAGGCCACGGGCGCAUUCGGCAUGGGCAUGGGCAUGGGUAUGCAGCCGACGGGGGCCGCCUUCUUCGGCCAGCCGCAGCCACCUCAACAACAGCAGACCGGCUUUCUUCAGCCUCAACAGACCGCGAUGCCUGGUCAGAUGAGCCCCAUGCAAAGCCAAGCGACGGGUUUCAACCCCUUCAGGCAAAGUAUGGCAUUCCCAGGGGGCAUGGCCCCACAAGCUACAGGCAUGGGUCCUGGCGGUGCAUUCGACGCCACGCCAUACACGGUGCAGGUACAGCAGCAGAUGGAGCGACAGAGGAUGGAGAAGAUGCAGCGUGAGCAGGAGGCAGCGGAGAAGGCCAAGGAGAAUGGUGGACAGAAUGGCGAGGCGUCAGGCCAGCAGCAACAGCAGCAACAGCAGCAGCAGCCACCUCAACAAAACAACUUCCUCUCCCCGCAGGCAACCUCAGCUCCUGCGCCUGCGAAGAUUCUCCCUCAAAAGACCGGCUCGCGCAACCCAUUCGCCCCACCACCGGAGGAGCGCGCCCCGACACCCCCGACACCAAAGCCGCAGGGGCCAAGCUUGGCGCAGUUGGCCUUUAGCCAAGGCGGCGGAGGAGGUGCGGGAAUGAAUGGGCCCACGCAAGGAGGGGGAGGGAACUACGCUUUGGGAGCCGGGGCCUGGAAUGGUGCUGGUCAGCAUACAGGACAGCAGCAGCCGGAGCAACAGCAGAAUGGCGCAGCGCCGAGCAGCAGUGGACUUAAACCGCAGGCAACCGGUCUGCUAGGCAGUGUCGCCUCAGAGUUCACGGGCGCAGGUCGUUCAGCAAUGGGAAUGGGUGCGAGCAACGGUGUCUCAUCUCCGCAGCCCCCCUCAUCACCUGGCCCAUCCUCCGCCACCUCCUCAGCGCUCAGUAAUGGCUUCUCCUCUCUCUCCCUCAACAGUGGAGGGCCAGGGUCCACCAGCUUUGGUUCGUCGCUCAGCCCUCAAACGACGUCAGCGCACCUGUCCCCACAAGCUACUGGCUUCGGCGGUAGCUCUGUACGGCCCUUCCAACCUUCGAGCUCCUUUGGAACCACCUUGGCCGCGCAGCAGACGGGCAUGCCGCCGCAAUCGACGUCAACCCCGGCAGCCCCGAGCAACAACCCCUUUGGAAUGCCUCAGCAGCAGCAGCAGCAGCAGCAGAUGACGGGUCUCCCAGCUCAGAACACAGCCAUGCCGUUCAGCUUCUCUUCACAAUCUCAACCACAGCAACAGCAGUCCACUGCAGGCCAACUGCAACCCCAAUCAACGGCUACGCCCUUCAGCUUCCAGCAACAGCAGCAGCAGCAGCAGCAGCAGCAACCACAGUCCCAGAUGCAGCCUCAAGCAACAGGAUUCGGCGGCUCGACCGUGAAGCCCUUCGUCCCGACGAGUAGCUUUGGUUUGGAGUCCUUUGGGGGCGGUCAGCAGCAGCAGAAUGGACAGCAGAACGGCCAGCAGCAGGGGCAGAACGUUAAUUUGCUUCAAUUCUAAGGUACAUACAGGGCAAUGUGGGAGGGAGGAGAAGCCUGGUGACCUGUAGAUAUCAAUGCGAGAUGUCCCUCCUCUGCAAUGCCUUCCAUCGUGGUAUCUCUUCUCGAUCAUUGUGCCACAUCCUCAGCCUCCGCCUCGAUCACGUCCCAUAUUCCUCUUCGCUCCCUCACC